GGAAGUGGCCUACCCCUUCUCCAUGGACUUCCAAGAGAGGGACCCUCCCUCCCUGGCUGAGAGCACUCAGUCCUCAAAGCCCAGCAGUGCCCAGCAGGCCUCUGAGCUGUGGGAGGUAGUGGAGGAGCCGCGGGGCAGGCUGGGAACAGAGGUUAUCAUGCCUGAGAGGCAGGAAGGCCACCUGCUCAAGAAGAGGAAGUGGCCUCUGAAGGGCUGGCACAAGAGGUACUUUGUGCUCGAGGAUGGGAUCCUGCACUAUGCAACAACCCGGCAAGAUAUCACCAAGGGGAAGCUCCAUGGCUCCAUUGAUGUCCGGCUGUCAGUCAUGUCCAUCAACAAAAAGGCCCAGCGCAUUGACCUUGACACUGAAGACAACAUCUACCACCUCAAGAUCAAAUCCCAGGACCUGUUCCAUAGCUGGGUGGCCCAACUGCGUGCCCACCGGCUGGCCCAGCGCCAGGACAUGCCCCGUGGCCCUCUGCCCAGCUCCACUCACCGGAAGGUCCCUGGUGCCCAGCUUCCCACAGCGAGCAGCACCUCAGCCCUACCUGGGGUUGGACCUCGGGAGAAGGUGUCUUCCUGGCUGAGGGACAGUGAUGGGCUAGACCGCUGCUCUCAUGAGCUCUCCGAGUGCCAGGGGAAGCUCCAGGAGCUACACAGACUCCUCCAGAACCUGGAGUCCCUGCAUCGAAUCCCCUCAGCCCCUGUGAUCCCCACACACCAGGCCUCGGUGACAACUGAGAGACCCAAGAAGGGGAAACGGACCAGCCGCAUGUGGUGCACACAGAGCUUUGCCAAGGACGACACCAUCGGACGGGUUGGUCGUCUCCAUGGCUCUGUUCCCAACCUGUCUCGCUACCUGGAGUCUCGGGACUCCUCAGGCCCCCGUGGGCUGCCGCCCCCAGACUAUGCCCACCUGCAGCGCAGUUUCUGGGCCCUGGCUCAGAAGGUGCACAGCUCCCUCAGCAGCGUCCUGACUGCCCUCACCACCGAGCGUGACCGACUGAGGGACCUGCACCAGGGUUCCGAGCUGUCGAGGAUGGGGGUCUCCGAGGCCCCUGCCGGCCAGAGGCGCCUCCACUCACUGUCCAUCUCCUCAGACACCACGGCAGACUCCUUCAGUUCUCUCAACCCCGAGGAGCAGGAAGCUCUGUAUAUGAAGGGGCGAGAGCUGACCCCCCAGCUGUCCCAGAGCAGCGUCCUGUCCCUCGCCGAUUCCCACACGGAGUUCUUCGAUGCCUGCGAGGUUCUCCUCUCUGCCAGCUCCUCUGAGAAUGAGGGCUCAGAGGAGGAGGAGUCGUGCACCAGUGAAAUCACCACCAGCCUGUCCGAGGAGGUGCUGGACCUCAGGGGAGCUGAGCGCUGCCGGAAAGAGGGGUGUGUUCCAGGGAGAGCUGCAGGGCCGCCCCGUCGCCGCUGCCUGCCUGCGGCCAGCGGACCCGGCGCUGACGUGAGCCUCUGGAACAUUCUGCGCAACAACAUUGGCAAAGACCUGUCGAAGGUGUCGAUGCCCGUGCAGCUCAACGAGCCGCUCAACACUCUGCAGCGCCUCUGCGAGGAGCUGGAGUACAGCAGCCUCUUGGACCAGGCCAGCCGCAUGGCCGACCCCUGCGAGCGCAUGGUGUACAUCGCCGCCUUUGCGGUCUCGGCCUACUCCUCCACUUUCCACCGAGCCGGCUGCAAGCCCUUCAACCCUGUCUUGGGGGAGACCUACGAGUGUGAGCGGCCUGACCGGGGCUUCCGCUUCAUCAGUGAGCAGGUCUCCCAUCACCCUCCCAUCUCAGCAUGCCACGCAGAGUCUGAGAACUUCAUCUUCUGGCAAGACAUGAAGUGGAAGAACAAGUUCUGGGGCAAAUCCCUGGAGAUAGUGCCUGUUGGAACCGUCAAUGUCAGCCUGCCCAGCUGCCCUCCAUGCCCUGUCUCGCUCAGGUUUGGGGACCACUUUGAGUGGAACAAGGUGACGUCCUGCAUUCACAACAUCCUGAGUGGCCAGCGCUGGAUUGAGCACUACGGGGAAGUCCUCAUCCGGAACACACAGGACAGCUCCUGCCACUGCAAGAUCACCUUCUGCAAGGCCAAGUACUGGAGUUCCAACGUCCACGAGGUGCAGGGCGCGGUGUUCAGCCGGAGUGGCCGGGUUCUCCAUCGACUCUUUGGGAAGUGGCACGAGGGGCUGUACCGGGGGCCCCCGCCGGGUGGUCAGUGCAUCUGGAAACCCAACUCAAUGCCCCCAGACCAUGAGCGAAACUUCGGCUUCACUCAGUUUGCCUUGGAGCUGAAUGAGCUGACAGCAGAGCUGAGGCGGUCGCUGCCUUCCACCGACACACGGCUCCGGCCAGACCAGAGGUACCUGGAGGAGGGGAACAUACAGGCCGCCGAGGCUCAGAAGAGAAGGAUCGAGCAGCUCCAGCGAGACAGGCGCAAAGUGAUGGAGGAAAACAACAUCGUGCACCAGGCUCGCUUCUUCAGGCGGCAAACAGACAGCAGUGGGAAGGAGUGGUGGGUGACCAACAACACCUACUGGAGGCUGCGUGCCGAGCCGGGCUACGGCAACAUGGACGGGGCUGUGCUCUGGUAGCCCUGGCCCUGGGGGCAGGAGGCCCUGGCUCCUCACUCCUCCUGCCUCCGCCCUCUACCACAGACAUGUGGGUGAGGCCAGGCUCCCCCGACUGCCCUUGAGACCACAGGGGCAGCCUUGGCUCCAGCCCUCUCUCUCCUCUGCUGGCCAGAGGGGCUGCCUCCCUGCCCAUUCCCACCCCAUGGUUUGGGGUGAGACGCAGAAUCAGUGCUUCCCCAGUCUUGUUGCCCUGACAACCGGCAUGUAAGACCCUCCUUGCUCUGUCAUCCCCCUUCCUGUCCCCUUUGGGGUGCCUGGGGAGACUCCUGGCACCCAGGAUCUGUUCCCCAUUUCAGUGCCUUCCUAAGACACAGGGGACCCCUUGAUGUUCCCCAGGCUUUCUGUGCCCAGGCUCUGGCCUGGCUGUGAGGCUCGAGCAAGUGAAGGAGAGGAGAUGGCCUUCUUCCCCUGCCCUCCCUGUGCCCUUUGCCCUGGCCCAGAGCUCCCUUGGCUGGUCCUGGCCAUCCCUCCGACCCUCCUGAAUCCCCAUCACCCAAUCUGCAAAACACCUGCAGCUUCCAGCUGAUCCUUAAGUGGUUCCCUUCAGUCUCAGCUAAGCAGUUCCCCAGAGUAGAUGAGAGGCCUCUCCACGAGGUGUGAGCAGACUGAGGCGCCUGGCCUCAGCCCCAUGGGGAGUGUGAGUGGGCGUGAGAGUGUAAGUUUGUGGAGGAGAGUGUGCGUGUGUGCGUGUGCGCCUGUGUCCUGCUUGCAGGCGAGCAGGACUUCUUAAUGUAGCCCGGACUCCCCGCUGCUGGGUGUCCGCCACCGUUGCUGCUCAUUUUCUCACAGUCUGCCUCGGAUUAAGGUGAAUUGCUAUGACAUUCCAAGCUCUAAUAAAGACUGUCCCAGACCUUG
Molecule: messenger RNA, 3472 nt
Organism: Tupaia belangeri chinensis (Chinese tree shrew)
Lineage: Eukaryota; Metazoa; Chordata; Mammalia; Scandentia; Tupaiidae
Gene: OSBPL7
Product: oxysterol binding protein like 7
Exons: 22
Coding region: 23-2578 (851 amino acids)
Cellular component (GO): perinuclear endoplasmic reticulum; cytosol; plasma membrane
Molecular function (GO): cholesterol binding
Source: RefSeq, a predicted model, not a curated record